Molecule: messenger RNA, 1035 nt
Organism: Penicillium malachiteum
Lineage: Eukaryota; Fungi; Ascomycota; Eurotiomycetes; Eurotiales; Aspergillaceae
Product: NADPH:quinone oxidoreductase family protein
Exons: 2
Coding region: 1-1035 (344 amino acids)
Cellular component (GO): mitochondrion
Molecular function (GO): oxidoreductase activity; zinc ion binding
Source: RefSeq, a predicted model, not a curated record
AUGCGCGCCGUUCAAGUUAGCGAAUAUGUCAAGGGGCCCCUUGACCUAAAAGUCUCAACCAUCCCAACCCCAGCCCCAGCCGCAGAUAAAUAUCUCAUCGAGAUUCACUCCGCCGGUACCAAUUUCUUCGAUAUCCUCCAAAUUCAAGGCAAAUACCAACACCAGCCCCCUCUCCCAUGGGUCGGGGGAUCCGAGUUCGCCGGUACAAUCGCCGCCGUACCAAGUGCAUCAGCCUCACCCCGGUUUAAGGUCGGAGAUCGAGUUUUCGGAGCUAUUCAAGGUGCCUACGCUACUCACGUCCUUGCACCAGAGGCUUCUCUCCUCCCCGUACCCCAGGGGUGGAGUUUCGAAGAUGCGGCAGGAUUAUUCGUUACAGCCCCAACUUCCUAUGGUGCUCUUGUACACCGUGCUGGUGUGAAAGAGGGAGACUGGGUUCUUGUUCAUGCGGCAGCUGGUGGUGUUGGUUUAGCUGCUGUGCAGAUUGCCAAGGCGAAGGGUGCGACUGUCAUUGCGACGGCGGGAACGCAACGGAAACGGGAUAUUGCGAAGGAGUUCGGGGCGGACUAUGUGAUUGAUUAUACGGAUAAGGCUUGGCCGGAAGAAGUUAAGAAGCUUUGUGCGGCGAAGAGAGAGGGGAAUGGGAAGGCUGGUGUGGAUAUUGUUUAUGAUCCUGUGGGUAUGAUUGAGACGAGUCUCAAGUGCGUGGCUUGGAAUGCGCGAUUGCUGGUUAUUGGGUUUGCGGCUGGCAAGAUUGAGAAGGUUGCGUUGAAUCGGGUCUUGUUGAAGAAUGUGAGUCUCGUUGGUAUUCAUUGGGGACAAUAUGCUCGCUUUGAGACCGAGACGGUUGAGGCGGUCUGGAAGGGAAUCUUUGAUUUGGUUGCUAAGGGUCAGUUCCGGGGUACGGCGUUCAAGGAUGAGAGCUUCGUUGGAUUGGAAAGUGUUCCUCGGGCUCUUCAGGCAUUGGGUGGACGUGAAACUUGGGGGAAGGUUGUGGUGAACGUUGUUGGAGAGGAGAAGACCAAGAGUCGAUUGUAA